Messenger RNA from Ipomoea triloba (trilobed morning glory), 1989 nucleotides. RefSeq names its product protein CHLOROPLAST IMPORT APPARATUS 2-like. Gene Ontology annotation, cellular component: nucleus. Gene Ontology annotation, biological process: regulation of DNA-templated transcription. Gene Ontology annotation, molecular function: protein binding. The transcript has 3 exons. The record is from RefSeq and is a predicted model, not a curated record. Bases 529 to 1716 code for a protein of 395 amino acids. Lineage: Eukaryota; Viridiplantae; Streptophyta; Magnoliopsida; Solanales; Convolvulaceae.
CCUCUGUUCUGUUUGUUCUCUUCUCACCCCCCUCCCCGUGACUCUCCUCCUUCCCUCCUCUCAAUUUCUUUUUCUUUUAAUUAUUACUCCCUAUUUAUAUUUAAAUUUAAACCGCUAUUUAUCUCCCCAGAUAUUUUCUCUUGCACUUCUGCCUCAUCUGCAUAUUCAUCCAUGUAGUAUAAGAUUACAUUUCGAUGAGUCCAAGGUAGAUUUUUGAGGUUUUGUAAUUGUAAUUGUAAUUAAUUUAAACCCUCAAUUUUUUUUUGGGAUUUUAUAAAGGCUCUGGUAUCUUCUAGGCUUCCAAAAAAGUUUUUGUUGUUAUAGUACUUCACACUUUUUAGGGUUUAGGGUACUUCACCUUCAACUUGUAGCUCUCCGAUGCCCAGUAUUUUGUUGCCAAUUGUUGUUUCUGGGUAUUGAGUAUUGGCCAAUGGGUUUUAGCCAAAAAUAUGUGUGAAAGUGUGAAACUGUUUUGAGUUGGAUUCAUUUCUGGUUUCUGGUUUCUGGUUGCUCUGUUUUCUGGUAAUAAUGCUUUCUUCUUUGAGUGGGGGAGGGAUAGCCUAUAAAUUGGAGCUUGAGAUAAUAAGGUCUCCAUCUACGUCAUGGGCGUCGCAGUCGUCUUCGCCGUCGUCGACUCUCUCGGAGAACAGUAAUUCUCCGGUUGCAAUCUCCACCAGGAAGCCUCGGACGCCUCGGAAGCGGCCGAACCAGACCUACAAUGAAGCCGCGGCUCUUCUGUCCACGGCGUAUCCGAAGAUAUUCUCGGCGACGGUGAGAAACCCGCCUGGAAAAUUCACGCGACCUAACCAGUCCUUUUCCGGUUCCUCCUCCGACCUCCUCCUGCCGUUCUCCGCUCUAGACGGCGGUUGCGAUGGCUUCCUUCUGCAAUCGCCGGUUGAGCGGAUCCUGAACCGACACCCUGCCGCUCCUCGCAAAUUGCUCGCCGGCUGCGGAAGCCCUAGGGAAAUCGACUCGAAUUCGCGGCUGAGAUUCGAGGAUUGCGAUGAAUUUGAGGAGGAUUUUGAGUCGGAAUCGAUUUUGGAUGAGGAGAUUGAAGAGGGAGGGAUCGAUAGCAUCAUGGGGAAGCUCAACGAGAGCAACGAUUCGGCGCGGGAGGCGGAAUGGAUGAGCGCCUGUUACGGAUUUCCGAUUGGGAUGGGAUUUAAGGCCAUAAAGCAAGCCGAGAAUGGAGAUUGGUGGAGAUUUCCGGUCGCGAGCAUUAACGUCGCCGACAUCACCCCGAAAACCGAGAAAUCUCCGGCGCCGGCGACGGAGAAGAAGAAGAAGAAAAAGAAAGUUGAAAAGCCGGCUGAAUUUAGGGUUAACGACAAAGAGUGCUCAUCUUCUUCAGCUCAAAGUGCAUCCAAAGAGGAAUCUAGCAAUCCGAAGGCGAAAUCGGCCGGUUUGCUCCUGAAAUUGAACUACGACAGCGUUUUGUCGGAGUGGACGGACCGCCCGUCGCCGUUCUCCGAUGAAAGUCCGUGCUCCGACGCUGCCGGAACUGAUGUCCAAGCUAGAUUGGCACAAAUAGACUUAUUCUUAGAGAGCGGAGUGAGAGAAGCGAGUGUAUUGCGUUACAAAGAAAAACGACGUACGCGCCUCUUCUCUAAGAAAAUUAGAUACCAAGUCAGAAAAGUCAAUGCCGAUCGACGACCUAGAAUGAAGGGGCGUUUCGUGAAAAGUCCAAAUUCUCCCGACGAUAGCGAGCAAGGAUGAUGACCUAUAAUCCAGCAGGCAUGUUUCAAUUAGUUAGGAUGGAUUUUGGUCACCACAUUCCUUGGCAUCUGUACUUUUUUGUUUAUUCUUCUCGAUUAUGCUACUAUUUUAUUUAUUAUCAUUAUUUGCCUAAUUUUGUUUUUGGACAUAUAUAUUGAGCAAGGAUGAUAGACCGGUUGCUAAGAGAUCAAGCAGAUUAAAUGAUCAAUAAUAUAUAGUCCAAAACUCAGUUUUCCCCAUCUUGAUUUCGUAAUAUAUUCCUCUUUCUCCUGA